This is a messenger RNA of Echinostoma caproni, 261 nucleotides long. The record is from the annotation of a GenBank genome assembly. Lineage: Eukaryota; Metazoa; Platyhelminthes; Trematoda; Plagiorchiida; Echinostomatidae.
AUGAACAAGACUAGGCUCACAAACUUGGCGUUUGACAUAAACAAUUGUCGUUUCGCAUGUGCCAUACGACGUGAAUGUCGGGGAAUUGAAUUCGUCAAGGGAGUCUCGUGUACUUUGAUCAUGGAGAAAGUAGGUCUCUCGUCCGAGACUUAUCUGGGUGUGACCGUGGAGACCAAAGCGGAAGAGUGUGACGGUCAAGUUAUUGAACCGUAUCCGUAUCGUGAAGCUGUUGUAUAUUUGGAGAACAAAUACGGAUUCUAA